Parasteatoda tepidariorum (common house spider) is the source of this 1348-nucleotide messenger RNA. It is a transcript of the gene RfC38, whose product is annotated as replication factor C subunit RfC38. Gene Ontology annotation, biological process: DNA repair; DNA-templated DNA replication. Gene Ontology annotation, cellular component: DNA replication factor C complex; nucleus. Gene Ontology annotation, molecular function: ATP hydrolysis activity; DNA clamp loader activity; DNA binding. Lineage: Eukaryota; Metazoa; Arthropoda; Arachnida; Araneae; Theridiidae. The record is from RefSeq and is a predicted model, not a curated record.
GUUAACUGUAAAAUUGACCAGAGGGAAACCGAACAUAAACAAAAGAGAAUUUUGUGCUAAAAUUUUCUCAACCUACUAGUUUCUUACAGUUCUGAAUUUGUAGUAUUGAAAUUAUUACAAUAUGGGAAGUCUUUGGGUUGACAAACAUCGUCCAAAAAAUUUAUCGCAAUUAGAUUAUCAUAAAGAACAAGCAAUUCAUUUAAAAAAAUUAGUAAAUAGUGGUGAUUUUCCACACAUUUUACUAUAUGGACCACCUGGAGCUGGUAAGAAAACAAGAGUUAUGUGCCUGUUGCGGGAACUUUAUGGAGCUGGUGUAGAAAAAUUAAAAAUAGAACAUCAAGUAUUUGAAACUCCUUCCAGGCGGAAAGUUGAAGUCAUAACUAUUGCAAGUAACUACCACAUUGAAGUCAAUCCCAGUGAUGUUGGUAUCUAUGAUCGUGUUGUCAUCCAAGAACUUUUAAAAACAGUUGCCCAAACACAUCAACUUGACAGCCAUACACAAAAAGAGUUUAAAGUUGUUGUCUUAAUGGAAGUUGAUAAACUAACAAAAGAUGCUCAGCAUGCACUCAGAAGAACUAUGGAAAAGUAUAUGACAACAUGCCGCAUCGUCCUAUGUUGUAACUCAAGUAGUAAAGUUAUACCCGCUAUCAGAAGCAGAUGUCUUGGUAUAAGAGUUGGAGCUCCCACUAUAAAUGAGAUUUCAACCAUAUUACAAAAUAUUUGCCGAAAAGAGUGCCUCUCGUUACCCUCUGAACUUGCUCAAAGAAUUGCUGAGAAAAGUAACCGGAAUUUGAGAAGAGCUAUUUUAAUGUGUGAGGCUUGUAGAGUCCAACAGUAUCCAUUUUCGGGUGAUCAAGACAUUGUAGAACCUGAUUGGGAAAUUUUUCUUAGAGAUACAGCUAAUUUCAUUGUUCAAGAACAGAGUCCUAAAAGGUUAGCCGAAGUUCGUGCAAGGAUAUAUGAACUUAUCUCUCAUCUUAUUCCAACUGAUAUAAUUUUUAAGGGUCUUCUGAAAGAAUUAGUGAACAACUGUGAUGGACAAUUGAAAGGUGAAGUGACACAACAUGCAGCCUUUUAUGAACACCGAUUGCAACUUGGGAGUAAAGCUAUUUAUCACAUUGAAGCUUUUGUGGCCAAGUUUAUGGCUUUGUACAAAAAGUUUUUAGAAGACAAUAUGGCUGAUGUGUAUUAAAUUAGUCUAUUGAAAAACAAUAUUUAAGAAAUGGUUUAUUUCAAUUUAGAUAUGUGUAAUUUAAAUAUUAACUGUACAGGUUGAUAAAUGUAUGGAAUUUGAUAAAACAUUGCAUAUACAUUUUUUUUUUUACUAACAAUAAAUAAUUUUCACUUA